AUGCCCAGCAUUGCUAAUAUCACCUCAAGUAUUGUUAAGCCUAGGAUCACUAGGUAUUUUGAGUUUAAGCAGAGCAUGAUCCAGCUACUUCAUCCAAAUGGACAGUUCAUGGGACUGCCACACGAAGACCCCCAACAACAUAUUCUGAAUUUUAUGGAGAUUAGUGAUACCUAUAUCACUAACGAGGUCAUAUCUGAUUAUGUCAGGCUCACAUUAUUCCCUUUUUCUCCGUUGGGAGAGGCCAAGAGAUGGCUGAAGUCUGAGCCAGCUAACUCUAUUACAUCGUGGAAUGAUUUGGCUCGCAAAUUCCUGGCUAGGUUCUUUCCCUCUGGUAAAACCGCAAAGAUAAGAAGUGGGAUAGUUGUAUUCAAACAGAGAGAAGGUGAAUCAUUUUAUGCAGCUUGGGAGCGAUUCAAGGGGCUACUAAGAGACUGUCCACAUCAUAACCAAACCAACGAAGUACUAGCUUACACCUUUAUUGAAGGUGUGCACCCUGAAACAAAAAUAGUGGUAGACGCAGCAGCUGGUGGUCAAGUAUUGGAAAAGAGCUUUGAUGAAAUUUACGCGUUGUUGAACAAGUUUUCCAAAAGCAACCCAGAUUGGCAAGGGGAAGCAGGUAGACACACAACCCAUAAAGCUGCCGAGGUACUUGAAUUGGAUGUUAUAUCAGCACUAUCUACACAAGUAGCAUCUUUAGCAAAUCAAAUCAGCAAGAUGAAUGUGACCCAGAACCAACAACAGUUCACACCAAUGCAACAUGUUCAACUAGUACAACAAGUGCAGGUGUUUUGCGAAGUCUGCGGCGAGGGUCAUGCCAGUGAUGCCUGUCCAGCGAAUCCAGAGUCAGUAUACUUUGUGGGGAAUGCAAAUAGAGGUCAAGCUAAUCAGAAUCAGUAUGGUAAUACUUAUAAUCCAAAUUGGAGGAACCACCCAAAUUUCUCAUGGGGAGAAAAUCAGGGUAAUCAGAAUCAGUUCAAACCACAAGGCCAAUACCAGCAGUUUCGCCCACAACAAGCAGAUCAGUCUGCAAAUCCGAUGGGUAAUAUUGAGGAUAUGCUCAAGAAGAUUAUGGUUGAUAAUGAGAAUCAAACUACUGCUAUUCGAAAUUUAGAGCGACAGAUAGGGCAACUCGCUAGUGCCCAGAACACCAGACCAACGGGAGCAUUACCUAGCGACACUGAGGCUAAUCCUAAUACCACUAUUAAUGCUGUGUCAUUGAGGAAUGAUAGAGAAUUAUAA
Nicotiana tabacum (common tobacco) is the source of this 1239-nucleotide messenger RNA. The record is from RefSeq and is a predicted model, not a curated record. NCBI's taxonomy places the organism in Eukaryota, Viridiplantae, Streptophyta, Magnoliopsida, Solanales, Solanaceae.